GGCAGAAUGAUUUUAUUUCUUCCAUUUAUUAUAAUCUACUGUAUGGAAAUUGAAAACUGUCAUGCAAUUCAACAAAAUAAAACGUAUUUUCAUCCACUUUCUGAUGAACUAAUCACAUUUAUCAAUACACAUCCAAAUGCUGGUUGGAAAGCUCAAAGAACUAAACGAUUUCAUACAAUUCAUGAUGCUCAAAUAAUGAUGGGUGUUAUAUUAGAAGAUAAUCAUCAAAGAAUAAAAUUACGUCCAACAAUUAAUCAUAAUAAUAUUAAUAUGAAAUUACCAAAAUUCUUUGAUUCACGUAAACAAUGGAAAAAUUGUCCAAGUAUUCGUACAAUACGUGAUCAAUCUUCAUGUGGUUCAUGUUGGGUAAUAAAUAAUUUUUGUUUGUUUGUUCUUUAGUAAAUGGAAUACACCCAUGAAGAUAUUUAAUAAGAAAGAUUAGUUCAGUGAAGAGUUCCGUUUUUGGCGAAUUCAACUUUGAAAAUGAAUCCUGUGUAGAUUGCCUCCGAUAUAACCUUAAGUCACAAGGUUUUUGAAACAAAGAUGGAUAGCAGAUUGAAGUAGAAUUUAGUUUGAUACGUGUUUUUGUUCUAUUUUGGGACUCGUCAGCUAAAUGUACCUGGAUCUUAAAGUUGAUGCUCA
Messenger RNA from Schistosoma spindalis, 642 nucleotides. Lineage: Eukaryota; Metazoa; Platyhelminthes; Trematoda; Strigeidida; Schistosomatidae. The record is from the annotation of a GenBank genome assembly.